GAAGAAGCUUAUGAUCUUGAGAACCCUACAAUGGCAGAGGUUAAUUACAUGGGUGAACCUUAUGGAAACACCUAUAACUUAUCAUGGAGAAAUCAUCCAAAUUUCUCAUGGAAGGAUCAACAAAAGCCUCAACAAGGCUUUAACAAUGGUGGACGCAAUAGGCUGAGCAAUAGCAAGCCUUAUCCAUCAUCUUCUCAGCAACAGCCAGAGAAUUCUGAACAAAACACUUCUAAUUUAGCCAAUCUAGUCUCUGAUCUGUCAAAGGCCACUUUCAGUUUCAUGAGUGAAACAAGAUCCUCCAUCAGAAAUCUGGAGGCACAAGUGGGCCAACUGAGUAAGAAAGUCAUUGAAACUCCUCCCAAUAUUCUCCCAAGCAACACAGAAGAGAAUCCAAAAAGAGAGUGCAAGGCCAUUGAUGUGAUCAAUGUGGCCGAAUGCACAAGGGAGGAGGAGGACGAAAAUCCUAGUGAGGAGGACGAAAAUCCUAGUCCUUCAAGCAAGAAGGAGUUUCCUAUUAAGGAUCCAAAGGAAUCUGAGGCUCAUACAGAAACCAUAGAGAUUCCAUUAAAUCUCCUUCCGCCAUUCAUGAGCUCUGAAGACUAUUCGUCCUCUGAAGAGGAUGAAGAUGUAACUGGAGAGCAAAUUACUCAAUAUUUAGGAGCUAUCAUGAAGCUGAACGCCAAGUUAUUUGGUAAUGAGACUUGGAAAAGUGAACCUCCCUUGCUCAUUAGUGAACUAGAUACUUGGAUUCAGAAAAUUUUACCUCAAAAGAGACAAGAUCCUGACAAGUUCUUAAUACCUUGUACCAUAGGCACCAUGACCUUUGAAAAAGCUCUAUGUGAUCUGGGGUCAGGGAUAAAUCUUAUGCCACUCUCUGUAAUGGAGAAGUUGGGGAUCAUUGAGGUACAACCUGCAUUGUUCUCAUUACAAUUAGCAGACAAGUCAUUGAGACAAGCUUAUGGAAUAGUGGAGGACGUGUUAGUAAAGGUUGAAGGCCUUUACAUAUUUCAUAAUCUUAGACACUAGGAAGGAAGAGGAUGAUUGCAUCAUCCUUGGAAGACCUUUCCUAGCCACAGCAGGAGCUGUGAUAGAUGUCAACAGAGGUGAAUUAGUCCUUCAAUUGAAUGGGGAAUACCUUGUGUUUAAGGCACAUGGCCAUCCCUCUGUGACAAAAGAGAGCAAGCAUGAAGAGCUUCUCUCAGUUCAGAGUCAAGAAGAGGCCCACAGUCAAACUCUAAGUUUGGUAUUGGGAGGCCACA
Arachis duranensis is the source of this 1259-nucleotide messenger RNA. RefSeq lists its product as uncharacterized. The coding region runs from base 31 to 1026 and encodes 331 amino acids. The transcript is spliced from 2 exons. NCBI's taxonomy places the organism in Eukaryota, Viridiplantae, Streptophyta, Magnoliopsida, Fabales, Fabaceae. The record is from RefSeq and is a predicted model, not a curated record.